Megalops cyprinoides (Indo-Pacific tarpon) is the source of this 1431-nucleotide messenger RNA. Its product is annotated as KH domain-containing, RNA-binding, signal transduction-associated protein 1-like. Lineage: Eukaryota; Metazoa; Chordata; Actinopteri; Elopiformes; Megalopidae. The coding region runs from base 207 to 1349 and encodes 380 amino acids. Gene Ontology annotation, biological process: regulation of alternative mRNA splicing, via spliceosome. Gene Ontology annotation, cellular component: nucleus. Gene Ontology annotation, molecular function: mRNA binding; poly(A) binding. The transcript is spliced from 9 exons. The record is from RefSeq and is a predicted model, not a curated record.
AGCCUGCAAGGGAGACGGGAGCCAUUACAGCAACGGCAGAAGUUGCAAGCUUGCCUGGUCGAAUUACAACUUCUUGUGUCGCAUGAGAAAACACGCUGGAUCCCUUGUAAAGAGGAUAUCCCUUGUAUAUAUAACCAGACAGAACAAGGCUCCGUUUAAUCUGAAAGAAAUAACUGAAGAACGCGAAAUAGAGCUUAAAACACAACAUGGAGAAUGAAAGCAAAUAUCUCCCCGAACUACUGGCAGAAAAGGACAGCCUGGAUUCGUCGUUCACUCACGCAAUGAAACUUUUGUCUGCAGAGAUUGAGAGGAUUCAGAAAGGAGAGACAAAGAAGGAAGAAGAGGACACCUACCUUGACCUGUUCGCCACCAAGAACAUCAAAGUGAAGGAGAGGGUGCUCAUUCCUGUCAAGCAGUACCCAAAGUUCAACUUUGUGGGAAAAAUUCUCGGACCUCAAGGAAACACGAUCAAACGGCUACAGGAGGAGACUGGAGCGAAGAUCUCAGUCCUGGGGAAAGGGUCGAUGAGGGACAAGGCUAAGGAGGAAGAGCUGCGAAAAGGUGGCGAGCCCAAAUAUGCCCACCUGUCCAUGGAGCUGCACGUCUUCAUCGAGGUGUUCGCCCCCGUCCCAGAGGCCUACCUCCGCAUGGCUCACGCCAUGGAGGAAGUCAAGAAGUUCCUUAUUCCUCAGGACAUGAUGGAUGACAUCUGCCAGGAACAGUUCAUGGAGAUGAGCUACCUGAAUGGGGGCCAGGAGGCAGGGGCCAGAGGUAGAGGAGGCCCCCCAGUCCGAGGGCGUGGGGUGCCCCCACCACCUUCUCCGGGAGCCAGGGGCCGAGGAAUGCCGCCCCGUGGAGGGGCCCCUCGGGGUGGCCCGGCGAGAGGUGGGGCGACGAGGGGCGGUCCCGCAGGCCGGGGCGGACCGCCCGCCCAGCCCACCAGAGGUGGAGCAGCAACCCGGGCCAGACCGCCUGCGCCUGGGGCACAGAGAAUGCUGCCACCCCCAGCCCACUCGCACCAGCACCAGCACCAGCAUCAACACCAACACCAACAGCAGCACCAACACCAGCACCAUCAACAUCACCCCCCUGCACCAGAGCCCUAUGAGGAAUAUGCCUAUGAUGAGAGCUAUGCAGAGCCAGCAUACGAAAGUUACGACAACUAUUACAGCCAACCCCCACAAGCGGAAACGGAAUACUAUGACUAUGGACACGGGGAAGCGCAGGAGGCAUAUGAGCCUUAUGCUCAGGAUGACUGGAAUGGCACACGGGUGGCCGGCGGUGGGAAGGCUCCCCCAGCCAGGCCAGCUAAGGGACCCUACAGGGAACAUCCGUAUGGAAGAUACUGAAACAAGCGCAAAAUGGGCUGUACCAUUGAGCUUGUUGCCCUGGCAACUGUCAGUCUCCCACGGCAGCUCUCGCUUUUAACAA